AUGCCGAGCUUUCCCCCUCUGCUGCUGCUGCUGCUGCUCUGGGGUUCCAGUUCUUACGGCUUCCCACCACUUUCAGAAGGAAACUGGCAAAAUGUGGAGAAAGUCUGGAAAUACCUGAAAGACAAUUACAAAUUGGAUGGAUACCUGCCAAUUGAAAAGCUGAGAGGCACAGGGUUGACGAUUGAAAAGCUGAAGCAAAUACAGCAAUUCCUUGGGCUGAAGGUGACUGGGAAGUCAGUUCCUCAGUCCCCAAGAGUGGGGAGGAACGCUGAGCUUGAGGCAGCUGAUGAGGUCCUGUAUGUGACUGAAAACAACCCUCGCUGGCAGAAAACACAUCUGACUUACAGGCUUACAAAUUACGAAACGCAUUUGCCAAGAGAAGUUGUGGAUCGUUCCAUUGACAGAGCCUUUAAGCUCUGGAGUGACGUGUCACCUCUAACGUUCUCCAGGAUAUUUGAGGAUGAAGCAGAUAUAAUGAUAACCUUCUUCCGUGGAGACCAUAAUGACAACAACCCCUUUGAUGGACCUGGAAACCUACUUGCUCACGCUUUUCAGCCAGGCCCAGGGAUUGGGGGCGACAUUCAUAUAGAUGCUGAUGAAACCUGGACUGACAAUACUGACGGUUAUCUGUGCCAUUUGUACACCCAGAUGUCAGGAAUCCUAGAUGACGGUGUGCUAUUACAGAUAUUCGGCACUCACUGGCACCAGCACCAGUUCCAGCAACAAGAUGUAAGCCAGAGGUCACUGGAGGCACGAGGAAAACUUCAUUUUCUCUACUUUGCAAACAGGUUCUACCUUCGGGUAAAUCGUUUCAUGCCUGAAGUGGAGCUCAAUUUUAUUGGUAUUCUCUGGCCAGACCUGCCGAGAUCUAGACUUGAUGCUGCUUAUGAGCUUAGUGAAAAGGAUGAAGUUCUGUUUUUCAAAGGUAAUAAGUACUGGGCUGUUCAGGGUCGGGAUGUGGUGUCUGGAUACCCCAAGGACAUCUACAGCUCCUUUGGUUUCCCGAGCCACGUGACACGUAUCGAUGCUGCUGUUUAUCAGGAAGAAACUGGCAAAACGUAUUUCUUUGUUGGAGAUAUGUACUGGAGGUAUGAUGAAAACAAAUUGGCCAUGGAUGAAGGUUACCCCCGACUUAUAGCACAGGAUUUCCCUGGAAUUGGCCACAAAGUUGAUGCUGUUUUCCAGAGACAUGGAUUUUUCUAUUUCUUUCAUGGAUCAAGACAAUACAAAUUUAAUCUUAAAACAAAGAAAGUUCAUUUUUCCAACAGAGCUAAUAGCUGGUUCAACUGCUAA
Messenger RNA from Nannospalax galili (Upper Galilee mountains blind mole rat), 1293 nucleotides. Its product is annotated as interstitial collagenase-like. Gene Ontology annotation, molecular function: metalloendopeptidase activity; zinc ion binding. The record is from RefSeq and is a predicted model, not a curated record. The transcript has 9 exons. Gene Ontology annotation, cellular component: extracellular matrix. Gene Ontology annotation, biological process: extracellular matrix organization; collagen catabolic process; proteolysis. The coding region runs from base 1 to 1293 and encodes 430 amino acids. Lineage: Eukaryota; Metazoa; Chordata; Mammalia; Rodentia; Spalacidae.